Cyphellophora attinorum is the source of this 684-nucleotide messenger RNA. RefSeq lists its product as uncharacterized. The coding region runs from base 1 to 684 and encodes 227 amino acids. The transcript has a single exon. Lineage: Eukaryota; Fungi; Ascomycota; Eurotiomycetes; Chaetothyriales; Cyphellophoraceae. The record is from RefSeq and is a predicted model, not a curated record.
AUGGCGAGAACGAAGCAAAUCGCGCGCAAAGGCCGAGGCGGUGCUGCUUCGCGCAGACGACUCGGCACUCAGACAGCGACGACCGAAGCUCUUCGAGGCAGUCUCUUCGGCGAUGCGAACGAGCCACAACCCAAAUUUCACGUUGGCGACAAAGUGUACCUCAAUGGAGUUCUCCCGGCCCAUACGAAGACAGACUUCGAAAUAGUCUGGUUCAACAUCACCGAUGGUGUUUGCGAAUACCGCCUUGAAGGCAGUCUUUCUCCCGGCUCCAAGACAAAAAUCGUGGUCUCUGAAGAAAAGGUGUAUCAGCUGGCCUAUCCGAUCGGUACCGAGCUCGAAUUCCAUGGGAAGGGUCCGUUGAGCGUCGUGAGGGACAAAGUCAAGGUCACAGAUUGGAAGUUAAGGAAUGGAGAGGUGGUAUACGAUGUUGACGUCGGACAAGUGUCGCAAGUCCACACCGUCGGAACCAGUUUCGGGCUCAAACUCAGAGGUCUCGGCCUGCUCGGAGCCGAAUUGCGCCACGUCUUCACUCCUCACAAAUCCGAGUCAGCGGGCCAUGUCCAGUUGGACUGGAACGUCGGCGUCCAUCAGAUCUCCGAAGCCCAGCUCGUGGCGGAGCAAGAACCUAUGAAGAUGCUUGGUGGUGCCGCACCCAAUGAUGUCGAGGCGGAAGAUUCAGCUUGA